UCCAAGUAAAUUUUAAUUAUUCUCUUUUCAAAGAGCCAAUUCUUCUCUUCUUAUCUUACCUACAAGACAUGGCAACUCAACCCCUCUCUCAAUCAAGAACAACGAUUUCACAAUUACAAAUAAAUGAUGUUGAAGAGAAGAUCAUCAUAGAACAAGUUAAGGAUACACAUAAUCCGAAUGGUGGCAUAGAUGUCGAUGCAAAUUGUCUUCUCAAGUUUGUGGAAGACAUUUUCAAUAUCAAUACGGAUUCAGAGAGUGAUGAAGAUAAUUCUGAAAAAGAAGAUGAGUCUUCUAAUGAGGAUUCAGAGAAUGAUGAAGAUGAUCCUGAGGAAGAAGGAAGUGAUGAACAUGGAAAAUCUGAGACGGUUCCUCGAGAAGCAAUGCAAGACAGAUUACAGUUACAAGAACACAUCCAGAAGGAAAUUUCACUUGUUGUUUUACAACUCUCUUUCGUGAUAACCUUCACUUGUGUAAGCUAUGAGGAUAGUCACUCAACUGCCAUUUAUCUACUAAGUUUGUUGUCAAAGUAUAUGUGGCAUGUUAAGGGAGUAAUGUUACUCGCAUGUUUUGCGAUCAUUCGAGGAAAAUUGAAAGUUGUCUCACAAUCAUGCCAUCAGAAAGGAUUGCCCUACAACAUGACUACUCUACGUAAAAGUGUAAACUCAAUGCUAUCCACUGAGAAUGAAAUUUUUUUGAAUGACUCAAUAAAAUCCAUGUUUGAUCUUACCAAGAUUAUGAUUGAGCUUCGAUAUUCAUCAUCAAUGUCUUUGGCAAAUUACUGGAUUGCAAAAAGUAUUGUUGCCUAUGCUCACCUCCUUAUUUUGAACAUCGAGACACAAAAUCAGAUCAUGACUGAACUGUCCAAUGCAUCCACAAAAAUCAAAGAGAUUCUGGCUUCCAGCCUCCCACUACUAGAGGCAAAAAGGGCAGAAGAUAAAUAUCAAGCGUUGUUACAUGCGUUUGAUAAUUCUUCAAAUAUCUUGGACGUUUUAAAAUUGAUAUUCAAUGUCAAAAAUAAUAAAGAGAAGCCAAUUUUAAAGCUAAAAAGUUGGCGAGAACAUCGUUCAAUGGGAUUAGAUGAGUUUGAAGGGGAGGGAGUGCUAUUGCUAAUAUCAUCCGGCAAACACUUCCCCUAUUAUGCAUAUCAUGCGGCGAGCACGGGAGGAGUAAAGAAGAUUUGGGUUCCAAUUAUAAAUGAUCUGGAUGAGCAUAUACAAAUGAGUGAUGAUUUGUACCACAAUAACUUAUAUCGAGUAUUGGAUUCACAAAAAUGGAUUGCACCAGAAUUUGUAAGAUUUCUUAAAAACAAGUGCUUCUCAACUUUUCAAGUUGGGGAAGACCCUAUUGUCAUUUCACUGGACAAACGGGGAAGAUUGGUUCAUUCUAAUGCACUUCACAUGAUAUUCACAUGGGGAUAUCAACUUUCUGAAAGGAGAACAAUGAGAUCAGAUGAUAUAAUCCCUUCAUUAGAAAAUGAGUUGAGGGAAAAGACUUCUGGUGCUGAGCAUGUGAUAGAUGACAUUGACGAACAAAUAUAUAAUUUUGCGAGAAAUGUCCGCAAAAAGAUCAAUGAUUGGAUGAAGGACAUCGAGAAAAAGAUGAAAAAUUCGUUUCGUUCAUACAAUUACACGCGUGAGAGAGAACAAGAACUUUGGCUUAAAGAAUCUUGGAAUCUUAAGCUUGUAGUAGGAACGACUCGCAAAUGGAAAUUCCAAGACACGCUAAACUGGUGGAUUAAUGAUGAUGAAAACUACAUUUUCUUAUGUGGAGGCAAUAAUAUUACACGGGUUUUAGAAUUUGUACAAAAAGUUCGUUCCAAAUCUCAAAUGUAUAUGAAAAUUGCAUAUGUUGGAAGAAGAAGAAAAAUGAUUGAAGAGGUGAGUAGAGUAUGUGAUUACGCAUUUAAACAUUAUGAGUUUAAGAUCUUUUGGGCACGACUUCAUAGUGUGGCCUCAUCUAGGAUUCAAUAUUUGAGUAAGGUUGGACUUGAUGAAAGGAGUGAUGAAAUUUUGCAAGGACUCGUGAAAUUAUUAUCUUAUGAAGAUGAAUGUACAGCAAUUGGAUCAUGGGCUUUGUUGGGCAAAGGGAAAAGAAUAAUUGGAUGUGAUAUGGGAGACAAAAUGUUAGGAGUGUUGAAUGAGUAUGAGAAAUGGAAGAACAAUGCACAUGCCAAUGAUUUUGAACAAGCAUUCAAGGAUUACUAUGAGAUGCUUAAUACUUCUUCUUCUUCUUCUUCCAAUCAACACUCUUGUUGUGCUCUCAAUUACCCAUCUAAUUUGGAUAAAAUUCCAGACACUGUGUCCUGCCCUCAAUGUAACCACAACAUGCAUAAAUUUGUCACUUUCUCUUGUUGUCAUGGUCCGACCAAUUUCUUAUAUUAUGAACAGGAUGAAGACUACAAGAAAUAACACUAGAGUUUAUGUUCCACUUGCACGGGCUGUUAGAGUUGUUGUGGUACAUGGUCUACAUGCAUGUAUUAUGUUUGUACUUGUGCGUUCUUAGUUGAAUAUACAUAUAAAUUAAACCUUUAAUAAUUUGUUCACGUUCUCAUUGUCUUGUAACAUUAACCUGCAAAUGAAGCUCUUCAGACAUGAUGACUAUGAAGAAGUAGAUGAGAAGGAGAAUCAGAGCUGCACCC
Messenger RNA from Ipomoea nil (Japanese morning glory), 2638 nucleotides. Its product is annotated as protein SIEVE ELEMENT OCCLUSION B-like. NCBI's taxonomy places the organism in Eukaryota, Viridiplantae, Streptophyta, Magnoliopsida, Solanales, Convolvulaceae. The record is from RefSeq and is a predicted model, not a curated record. The coding region runs from base 69 to 2408 and encodes 779 amino acids. The transcript has 9 exons. Gene Ontology annotation, biological process: phloem development.